AUGCCUGGAAGACAAUCGCAUGGCAGAACGCUGUUGAAGCAGCCCAAAGUUCGAACAAAAUCGAAGAAUAAGACUAUCGAUGCAUUUUCUGCCGCACAACAACAAAUUGGGGAACGCCAUCGAGUAAGACAAAGUCGAUUGGGUCAUGCUGAAGGCGGGAAUAGACCUGGGAAGCGAGAUAGAGAUGAAGACGACGAAGAUGAUGGAGAAGACGAAGAGUUCAGUGCGAAGAAACAAAAAAAGGGUCCAGCAAAAGGUCGAUUCGAUGAGCUAGAUAUCGACGAGGGAAGCGAUAGUGAAGGGAACACAUGGAAAAUGGGUGUGGUGGACAGCGAUGAUGAUAGUGAUAUUGACAGUGACGAAGCUUUUGGGGAGAGUGACGAAGAAAGAUUCGAAGGAUAUGCGUUUUCGGGGAGCUCGAGUAAUAGAAAGAGUUCUAAGAAGCGUAUGCCGCAAAAUAAAGAAUUAAAUCUAGAUGAGGAUGAUAAUGGGGAGGACUCCGGAUCAGAAUUGGAGGAAGGUGAUUUAGGAGAGGGUGCUGUCGAUCUCGCAGAUAUGUUAGACGCUUCAUCAGACGAUGAGGAUGAAGCUGAAGCCGAAGGCUCAGACCAAUCCGGCUUUGACGACGAAGAAGAAAGCGACGAAGAGUCUUCCGCAUCGUCUGCCGAUGACGAAGAUGAAGACGAUUCUAUGGAUCCGUCGAAACAUGCGGCACUACAAGAUUUAAUUGCGAAUCUUCCACUCAAUGAAAAAGCCCUCGUCAAACGACGAAAUGAUGGCGUGAGCGAAUAUGCUACCCCCGGAAACUUUGGUCUCCCAUCGACAAAAGAAUUCAUCACAGACCUUGGCACAAGCAAGAUUAACGAUCGUUCAAUCAAGAAGGCUCUCAAGUCUGAAAAGGGCGAUGACAAAAAAAAGGUUGCUAGCACGUUAGAAGUACCUCUCGCUAGGCGUCAACAAGAUCGUCUCGAUCGUAGCGUAGCAUACAACAAGACUAAAGAAACUCUGGAUAGAUGGACAGACACCGUAAAACAUAACCGACGAGCAGACCACUUGGUUUUCCCCUUGGCAGAUCCAGAUGCAGAUUCCGCACGCGCAAACACUCGACUUCAAUCCACAGCACAAUCCAAACCAUUCAAUGAGCUUGAAGCCACAAUCCAGAGCAUUCUUGAGGAGAGUGGACUCGCCACUGCGGGUGGAAGAGACGACGAAGAUAAAAUCCGAGAGUUUGAGGAAUUGGAAAUGAACAAACUAUCCAUGGAGGAAGUGAAAGCUCGUAGAGAUCAGUUACGAAUGGCUCGAGAGCUCCUUUACCGAGAAGAGCUUAAGGCGAAGCGAGUUAAAAAAAUCAAGAGCAAGUCUUAUCGCAAAGUUCACCGAAAGCAACGUGAAAGAGAAGAGGCGAAAAACAAAGCAGCUCUUGAAGAGGGAGGCUUUGUUCCUUCUGAGGAUGAGCUUGAGGCUCAGGAUAGAAGACGUGCGACUGAGAGAAUGGGGGCAAAGCACCGAAACAGUAAGUGGGCCAAAGCCACAAAAGCUACGGGUCGAGCGGCAUGGGAUGAAGAUGCUAGGGACGGUAUUACCGAAAUGGCUCGAAGAGAGGAGGAAUUGCGAAAGAGAGUGGAAGGAAGAGCAGUGAGAAAAGAGUUUGAGGACGACUCGGAUGAAUCCAUGGACGAUUCUGAGGAUGAUAUGAGCGACGAUGACGAAGGAACGGAGCAGAAACGAAUUCUCCGACGCCUGGAAAGGGCAGGAAAAGACGAUAUUAUUGACGACUCCGCUCCAGGAGCAAAGUUGGCAAACAUGAAGUUUAUGCGGAAUGCCGAAGAAUCUCGCAAGAAGGCAAAUGAUGCUAUGGUGGAGGAAAUGAGAAAGGAGCUCGCAGGAGAAGAAAGCUCUAGUGAAGAGGAAGAAGACGGCGAUAUUGGGCGUAGAACAUUUGGACCUGGAUCUAAAGUCAAAGAUGCUCCAACAAAACCACAAAACUUGAAUGAAUUCGAAGAACCUGCCGACUCGGAGGAUGAGGACAACAUGGAUGUAGAAUUCACGGGCGUUGAUAAUGGUCCUAAAGCAACUGCCAGUGCACCAAAGGCGAAGAAGACGAACGGCUCGAGUGGAGGUGUUGGAAAGUCAUUUGUCACAGAACCAGAGGUGGCUACUGAAGGUGGAGCUUGGUCAAAAGUACCUCUGAAAUCGGAUAUGGUCAGCAAAAAGGAGGCAAACAAACGCAGGCAUAAGAGUAACAGUGCUAUGGAUGUCGAAGAGCUUGAUUUGUCACAAGCUGCGGUAAUGGCCAAGCAACCCAAACCCAAGAAGGCCAAGUCAAAAACAGCCCAAAUUCUCGAGGCUUCUGAUGAAGAUAGUGAGGAUGAUGGCGCUAUUAAUCUUCCAUUCGCCAUCAAAGACCAAGAACUUAUCAAGCGUGCUUUCGCUGGAGCUGAUGUCGUCGGUGAUUUUGAAGCGGAAAAAAAGCAGACCAUCGAGGAUGAGGACGAGAAAGUCAUCGAUAAUACCAUACCCGGUUGGGGAAGUUGGGUAGGAGACGGCGUGAGCAAAAGAGAAAAGGCAAAGAACAAAGGAAGAUUCCUUACCAAGUCUGAGGGUAUCAAGGAGCAGAACAGGAAAGAUGCAAAGCUUGACCGCGUUAUCAUCAAUGAGAAACGUGUCAAGAAGAAUGGUAAAUACUAUGCAUCACAAUUGCCUCAUCCUUUCGAGAACCGCCAACAAUACGAGCGCUCAUUACGAUUGCCAGUUGGUCCGGAAUGGGCUACCAAGGAGACCUUCCAGGACUCGACCAAGCCGAGAGUAAUGGUCAAACAAGGCAUUAUUGCUCCUAUGUCCAAGCCUUUAUUGUAG
This is a messenger RNA of Botrytis porri, 2856 nucleotides long. RefSeq lists its product as uncharacterized. Lineage: Eukaryota; Fungi; Ascomycota; Leotiomycetes; Helotiales; Sclerotiniaceae. Gene Ontology annotation, cellular component: small-subunit processome; nucleolus. The record is from RefSeq and is a predicted model, not a curated record. The transcript has 2 exons. The coding region runs from base 1 to 2856 and encodes 951 amino acids. Gene Ontology annotation, biological process: rRNA processing.